Trematomus bernacchii (emerald rockcod) is the source of this 3864-nucleotide messenger RNA. RefSeq names its product WAS/WASL interacting protein family, member 2a (gene wipf2a). The record is from RefSeq and is a predicted model, not a curated record. Bases 4 to 1566 code for a protein of 520 amino acids. Gene Ontology annotation, molecular function: actin binding. The transcript has 7 exons. Lineage: Eukaryota; Metazoa; Chordata; Actinopteri; Perciformes; Nototheniidae.
AGGAUGCCUCCUCCUCCCCCCCCCCCACCCCCAGGACCCCCGCCUCCCCCAACCUUCAGUCAGGCGAACAUAAAUCCUUCCAAACUAGGCUCGAAUGAGACCAAAGGCAGAGGAGCGCUGCUGUCGGACAUCCAUAAAGGCGCCAGACUAAAGAAGGUCUCAGGGGUCAAUGACCGGAGCAGCCCCAUUAUAGAGAAAUCAGGAGGAGGAGGCGGAGGAGGCGGAGGCGGAGGAGGCGGAGGCGGAGGAGGAGGCGGCGGAGGAGGAGGAGGCGGUAGUGGAGGUGGAGGACCAAUGGGACUCGGAGGCCUUUUCCAAGGAGGUGUCCCAAAACUACGCCCAGUUGGAGAUGGUUCUUCAGGAGGUUCGGUCGGCAGAUCUGCCCUGCGGCCCCCUGGGUCCCGGCCCGCGGCCCCUCGCCCCCCUUCAGGUCGCUCCUCCUCUCCCUCCCCUCGCCCCCCUUCAGGUCGCUCCUCCUCUCCCUCCCCUCGCCCUCCCACAGGUCGCUCCUCCUCCCCUCGCCCCCCCACAGGUCGCUCCUCCUCCCCUCGCCCCCCCACAGGUCGCUCCUCCUCUCCUGAGAACCAGCGCUCCCACCGCCCCUCGCUCCCAGACAUCUCUCGCCCCUCCUCAGCCGGCGGGAUGAAGCACAGCACCUCCGCCCCCCCUCCCCCUCCCCCCUUCAACAGAGGGGCAGCCCGCAACAACGCUCCACCUACACCCAAUCAGAAAUCACACGCUCCAACUUCCUCCUCCUCCAACAACAAUCACAGCCGAGAGAAGCCCCUCCCUCCGACGCCCAACAGAGGCCACACCUCUCCCAACUCUGUGAAGCCGCCUCCAUCUUCAAGCCGACCCCCGACAGGCGGUUCUUCUGCUCCUCCUCCUCCUCCUCCUUACAGACCGAACACAUCGAGCGGUGUCUCCAACGGGCCGUCACACGUGGAUGGAGGCGGAGCUCCGGAGCUGCCGCAGAGGCACAACUCCCUGCACAAAAAACACACCUCAGGAGAAAGAGAAAGAGGAGGAGGAGAAAGAGAAAGAGGGGGAGAAAGAGAAAGAGGAGGAGGAGGACGCAGCCACGCUCCUCCUCCUCCCUCACCCUCUCCUUCCUCCCAGCUGGGCAGCAGACCUCCACCGCCCGUCAGAGAGCCGCCGGGACGCAGAUCAGCUCCUCAGGUGCCUCCUAACGGGUCUCGUAACGGAUCUCGUGACGCCCCUCCUCCUCCUCCGCCCCCGUAUCGAGGCCACAGCGCUGCGGCCUCAGAGCCUCACAGCCGGGGGGGAAAACCUCCUCCUCCACCAUCCUCUUCCUCCUCCUCGUCUUCCUUAUCCUCAAGAACCCCAGCUGGACCCCCUCCCCCUCCCCCGCCCAUCAGGAACGGCCACUCCUCCAUCCCCUCCUCCAAGUCCAUCAUAGAUGAUUUUGAAUCCAAGUUUAACUUCCACCCUAUUGAAGACCUUCCACCUCCAGAGGAGUACAGGAAUUUCAGCAAGGUCUACCCCAGCAAAAACAACAAGGGCAUGAUGCGAGGAGCUCCUCCUGCUCCGCCCGUCGGGAGGUGAACUCAGGACUUUAACUCUCAGUCAGCCGUGGUGGAGACAGAGUGGUGAAGAAGAAGCACUCAAAACACACACACUAACACUAAAUCCACCAGCUGAAAGCACAACACUACGACUCCUCGCCGGUCUCCUUUCUUCGGUCUUUGCACGAGGAACAGAAAACCACUCGGAGCUCAAGAGGCUUCAUGUCAUAUCAGGACCGAAACUCCAAACACUUCCACGUCUGUGCAUUCCUCCUUUUUCUUUAAUCGUGAUAAUAAUGGUGAUUUUCAUAAUUCCGUUUGAUUUUAAUAUGUUGGUGUCAGCAUUAGUUUUUGAAGGGGAAGGGGAAGGGGGGGGGGGGACUUAAACACUAAAAUGAGAGACUUGUGAAUGAAUGUUUGCAGCAGAGGAAAUCCCCACGAAAACUGAUAAUGCCAUGAAUGUGUGGGGCUUAUGACGGUUAUUGUUUUAUUGGUUUUUUUUGUGUCUUUAAAUAGCCAUUCCAGCAGUGCCAGGUGAGGGUGCGCUUGAAUUCUGUGUCAGUGUGCCAAAAGCGGGUGGAGUUAAACGAUCUGCACAGGACAGUUUCCAUACAUGUUUGAUUUAUAACUGACUUUUUAAAUUUUAUUUCCUUGUUUUUCGACUAAAUGCUUUAAUAUAGGGCUGAACAAUGCUUUGAAAAUCUGAUCAAAAUGCCAAAAAACUUCCGACUGCAGUUUCUAUAUUGCAGGACGCACAAUGCAAGGGUUAACUGUGAGUCAAGAAUACAACUUUAAAUGUUAUAUUAUCGAGCUGCAGGGAGCUCCUUGUCUACAUAUCAUAUUUUCUUAGACUCCCUGCUAAAAUCAAAACAUAAUCAUUCUUAUAUCUUCAAAAAAAUCUAGAAUAAUUAUGUAAGAAUUAUCAUUCCUUCUAAAAUCGCAACUUCUCCACAAGUCAAAAAUGAUCACACACUUUUCAAAUCGUUCAGCCCUACUGGAAAGCUUGCCGGAAACAUCCACAGGUCGUUCGUUUUUUUACACUUUGGAGAGGGACACAUUACGGUUUUGUCUUACUUUGGUACCCCUUAUUACUUACCUUUCUUUUUGGGGGUGUCUAUAUUUCCAUCUUCAGCCGAUGUUGCACGAGCCGAGACACUGUGCAUGACGCUUAUUUAUGCACGUAUGAUAACAGGAAAACCCCUGGGAUCAGGAUUCACGUGGAUGUGACAAAAAUCCAGAGACACUACGAGUCCCUGAUUUGUCCCUGAUGUGUUUGAGAAUCACUCAGCGGAGGCCAACGCUAAAUUAUUUUCUCGUUUACUCGACCAAGUAUGUAUGAGAUGUUUAUAAGGGAUGAUUUAUCUACUUCCUGUCCAGGGAAAGUCCGUUGAAAAGCUCUGGUCUGAAUCCAUCAUUUUACCUUUUGCUGCUGGUGGCCCUUUUGUAAGUGUGUUUGGCCAGAGAAAGAUAUUUAGAUGAAUUGCUAUGCAAGGAGCAGUUUGUACAGAUGGUAGUUGGUAACCAAAAAGAAAGACAGAAGCAACACUUAAGUGCCAGAGAGCUGUGGAAGCAGACAGGUUAUUUACUUACUCUUUAAUCUUGAUUUAACACUAACUACAUGAUUCUCAAUGCUGCAGCGCCCCCUGCUGGUCAUGCCUUACACCGGUCUGUUGUCACUCAUGGGUACCUGUGCUUUUUGUUUGUUUUUUAGGGGGGUAAAGAUGAUGACAACAAGGUAAAUAAGAAACAAGUUUAUUUGAAAACGCAAUAAAUAUUGUAUAUUGACAUUAAGGAAUAUGGUAAUCAUAGUUAUUGAUCUAUUUUUAUGUUGUAAAAAGCGUGUAAUAUAGGAAAGAGAAAUGAUUAUAACAAGUCGGUGAGCUUUGGUGUGAUAGUAGCACUUCUCUGGAUGUUCGGCCAUGAGGGUGAAUUAGCUGAAUGGAUGUGUGCGACGAUGUUUGCCAACGAGCCAACAUUCUGGGGAUCCCGUUUGGUAUGAAUCCACCUGACGGGUAGUGUAGAGACGAAGACUAAACAAUGUCACUACACUUCUUGUCCCAGAUGUAUGCUCACGUUAACGUCUCCUCACACUGUCCACGCUGAAGAGCAAAAACCCCUGUGGUCAUUUCAUGUUAAUCAACCAUGUUUUUAUCAUUUGAAAUCAUUUCAAAUAAAUAUGGGGAAAAAGGGUAACUGAUGCAAGGUGUUUUUGUGUUCUCUUCCUGCUAUGAUGUAUGUGUUUUAAUGGGUCUGUCAUUUGAAAUGAUUGGGGGGAAACAUGUAAAUCCUUAAAUAAAGUCGAAGUGGCAUUAGCACUACACAAAGAUAAUCAAAGACA